Piliocolobus tephrosceles (Ugandan red Colobus) is the source of this 3422-nucleotide messenger RNA. It is a transcript of the gene TOP1MT, whose product is annotated as DNA topoisomerase I mitochondrial. The record is from RefSeq and is a predicted model, not a curated record. Gene Ontology annotation, biological process: DNA topological change; DNA replication. Gene Ontology annotation, cellular component: chromosome; mitochondrial nucleoid. Lineage: Eukaryota; Metazoa; Chordata; Mammalia; Primates; Cercopithecidae. Bases 30 to 1928 code for a protein of 632 amino acids. Gene Ontology annotation, molecular function: DNA topoisomerase type I (single strand cut, ATP-independent) activity; DNA binding. The transcript has 16 exons.
GCUUGUCGCCCUUUCCCCGAGGCCGGCAGAUGCCCGUGGUGCGGCUGCUGCGGCUCCGGGCGGCUCUGACCCUGCUCGGGGAGGUCCCCCGCCGCCCGGCCUCCCGGGGCGUCCCGGGCUCGCGCAGGACGCAGAAGAGCAGCGGAGCCAGGUGGGAGGAGGAGAAGCGCGAAGACAGGGUGAAGUGGAGACAGCUGGAGCACAAGGGCCCGUACUUCGCACCCCCAUACGAGCCCCUUCCCGAUGGAGUGUGUUUCUUCUAUGACGGAAAGCCCAUGAGAUUGAGCAUGAAAGCGGAGGAGGUUGCCACUUUUUAUGGGAGGAUGUUGGAUCAUGAAUACACAACGAAGGAGGUUUUCCGGAAGAACUUCUUUAAUGACUGGCGAAAGGAAAUGACAGUGGAAGAGAGAGAAGUCAUCAAGAGCCUGGACAAGUGUGACUUCACGGAGAUCCACAGAUACUUUGUGGACAAGGCCGCAGCCCGGAAAGCCCUGACCAGGGAGGAGAAGCAGAAGCUAAAAGAAGAGGCAGAAAAACUUCAGCAAGAGUUCGGCUACUGUAUUUUAGAUGGUCACCGAGAAAAAAUAGGCAAUUUCAAGACUGAGCCGCCUGGCUUGUUCCGUGGCCGUGGCGACCAUCCCAAGAUGGGGAUGUUGAAGAGGCGGGUCGUGCCGGAGGACGUGGUCAUCAACUGCAGCAGGGACUCGAAGAUCCCCGAGCCACCGGUGGGGCACCAGUGGAAGGAGGUGCGCUCUGAUAACACUGUCAUGUGGCUGGCAGCGUGGACCGAGAGCAUUCAGAACUCCAUCAAGUACAUCAUGCUGAACCCUUGCUCGAAGCUGAAGGGGGAGAAAGCUUGGCAGAAGUUUGAAACAGCUCGACGCCUGCGGGGAUUUGUGGAUGAGAUCCGCUCCCAGUACCGGGCUGAUUGGAAGUCUCAGGAAAUGAAGACGAGACAGCGGGCGGUGGCCCUGUAUUUCAUCGAUAAGCUGGCGCUGAGAGCGGGAAAUGAGAAGGAGGACGGUGAGGCGGCUGACACCGUGGGCUGCUGUUCCCUCCGCGUGGAGCACGUCCAGCUGCACCCGGAGGCCGACGGCUGCCAACACGUGGUGGAAUUAGACUUCCUGGGGAAGGACUCCGUCCGCUACUACAACAGAGUGCCGGUGGAGAAGCCUGUGUACAAGAACUUACAGCUCUUUAUGAAGAACAAGGCCCCCCGGGACGACCUCUUCGACAGGCUGACUACAACCAGCCUGAACAAACACCUGCAGGAGCUGAUGGACGGGCUGACGGCCAAGGUGUUCCGGACCUACAACGCCUCCAUCACUCUGCAGGAGCAGCUGCGGGCCCUGACACGUGCCGAGGACAGCAUAGCAGCCAAGAUCUUAUCUUACAACCGAGCCAACCGAGCCGUGGCCAUUCUCUGCAACCAUCAGCGAGCGACCUCCAGCGCGUUCGAGAAGUCAAUGCAGAAUCUCCAGACCAAGAUCCAGGCGAAGAAGGAGCAGGUGGCUGAGGCCAGGGCAGAGCUGAGGAAGGCAAGGGCCGAGCACAAAGCCCAAGGGGAUGGCAAGUCCAGGAGAAUACAAACUCUAUGCCUUGUGGACAAGAGUGGGACAUACGGAGCCGUGGGAGGAGGAGACCCUGGCCGCCGAGGAGCCUCUUCUCUUGCCAGUGUCCUGGAGAAGAAGAGGCGGCUCCUGGAGAAGCUGCAGGAGCAGCUGGCGUGGCUGAGUGUACAGGCCACGGACAAGGAGGAGAACAAGCAGGUGGCUCUGGGCACAUCUAAGCUCAACUACCUGGACCCCAGGAUCAGCAUUGCCUGGUGCAAGCGGUUCAGGGUGCCAGUGGAGAAGAUCUACAGCAAAACACAGCGGGAGAGGUUCGCCUGGGCUCUCGCCAUGGCAGGAGAAGACUUUGAAUUCUAAUGACGAGCUGGAGGCCUGAGGCCAGAGGAUCGCUUGAGCAGAGGUUGAGGCUGCAGUGAGCUGUGAUUGUGCCCCUGCACUCCAGCCUGGGCAACAGAGCAAGACCCCAUCUCAAAGAAAAGUCCCUGAUGCCUGCCCUGUCCUGUGAAGCACUGCCUCCACCCCCGAGCAUGGAGUCUGCUGGGCUGUCACAUCCAAUCAGCGUCUGAGCCUGGAUCCCCGGUUCCUGCUCGACGGGGGAGGAGAAACACCUUCGUGUGCUGUGAGGCUGAGCACCUUCGGCAAGGAUUCCCCAUUUGCGCACGCGCCACCCUCUCAGCAGGGGCCUGGACUCUUCACCAAGUUCUUCAGUGCCUGGUAUUCAGGAAGGGCACAGUUACUGCCUGGUCACUAAGCCCAAUGGCCCCUGUUUAGUUUUCAUCACAUCCACACUCUGUACGUAGCUCUUAUGAUGGCCUCCUGCCUCGGUUUCCUAACCCUGCAUCCUCCCAGAGCUGCCUGUCGGCUGCCCUCUCCUCUGCCACGCAGGACCCUCUGUGGCCCCCUCCUCUGCCACGCAGCACCCUCUGCCACCCUCUCGUCUGCCACGUGGGACCCUCUGCCGCUCUCUCCUCUGCCAGGCGGUGUAGGGACCAGCCUUACAGGGUCUGUGGGUUUUUCUCCGUGUGCGGAGACGAGAGAUCGUAGAAAUAAAGACACAAGACAAAGAGAUAAAAGACAGCUGGGCCCGGGGGACCACUACCACCAAGACGCGGAGACCGGUAGGGGCCCUGAAUGCCUGGCUGCGCUGUUAUUUAUUGGAUACAAGGCAAAAGAGCAGUGUCAGGAGUGUGAGUCGUCUCCCGUGAUAGGUAAGGUCAUGCAAGCCACGUGUCCACCAGACGGGGCCCUUCCCUACUUGGCAGCUGGGGCAGAGGGAGGACAGCUUAUGCCAUUAUUUCUUCUAUGCAUUUCAAAGAUUUUUAGUACUUUCACUAACUCUGCUACUGCUAUCUAGAAGGCAGACCAGGUGUACAGAGCGGAACACGAAAGUGAAACAGGAGCGUGCCCGCUGAAGCACAGCAUCACAGGGAGACGGUUAGGCCUCCAGAGCCUGCGGCUUCCAUAAGAGGUGGAGGAGUAGAGUCUUCUCUAACUCCCCCGGGGAAGGGGAGACUCCCUUUCUCGGUCUGCUAAGUAACGGGCGCCUUCCCAGGCACUGGUGCUACCGCUAGACCAAGGUCGGCUAAGUAACGGGCGCCUGCCCAGGCACUGGCAUUACCGCUAGACCAAGGAGCCCUCUAGUGGCCAUGUCCAGGCAUGACAGAGGGCUCACACACUUCUGGUCACCGCUCACUGUGUCCCUUCAGCUCCUAUCUCUGUAUGGCCUGGUUUUUCCUAGGUUAUAAUUGUAGAGCAAGGAUGAUUAUUAUAUUGGAAUAAAGAGUAAUGCUACAAAUUGAUGAUUAAUAAUAUUUAUAUAUCUAUAACCUAUUUCUAGUAUAACUUCUAUUU